Ustilaginoidea virens is the source of this 264-nucleotide messenger RNA. RefSeq lists its product as uncharacterized. Lineage: Eukaryota; Fungi; Ascomycota; Sordariomycetes; Hypocreales; Clavicipitaceae. The transcript has 2 exons. The coding region runs from base 1 to 264 and encodes 87 amino acids. The record is from RefSeq and is a predicted model, not a curated record.
AUGCACCUGCCGUCUGGUGUGCUGUCAGCGCCGUCUAGCCCCAAGGGCCGGGCCAUCACCAGCUUCAAUUCCUGGGCCUUUUGCAACCUCAAAUCCAGUUCCGGAUCCAAUCCGAUGGGGCUUUUUUAUAUUAAACGCAGCACAUGUGCUCGUGAGAUCUGGGUUGGGACUUUGUUUCUCAACCCGGACCCCCCAUUCCAUCCAAGUGCCAUUGUCGUGUUGCCCAAGAGAGCCUCUGUCGACCCCAUAAUCGUGUCCCCUUGA